Eubalaena glacialis (North Atlantic right whale) is the source of this 1978-nucleotide messenger RNA. RefSeq names its product proton-coupled zinc antiporter SLC30A9, mitochondrial-like. The record is from RefSeq and is a predicted model, not a curated record. The transcript has a single exon. Gene Ontology annotation, biological process: positive regulation of transcription by RNA polymerase II; zinc ion transport; transmembrane transport. Bases 118 to 1818 code for a protein of 566 amino acids. Lineage: Eukaryota; Metazoa; Chordata; Mammalia; Artiodactyla; Balaenidae. Gene Ontology annotation, cellular component: nucleus; membrane. Gene Ontology annotation, molecular function: monoatomic cation transmembrane transporter activity.
GCCUGCGGCGGCGCAGGCGUCGGUGUUCGGAAGUGUCCGGUCUAUGGAGUCAGUUGGUUUCGGCGGCGGCGCGGAGGUAGCAGGCGGUGUCCGAGUGGGGGCCUUUGCCCCGCCAGGAUGUUACUGGGCUUGGCCGCCGCCGCCGCGGCCCACAGAUGUAGCUGGUCCUCCCUGUGCCGGCUUCGUCUGCGCUGCAGGGCGGUAGCCUGCGGCUCCAGCGACCUCCAGGAAUGGCAGAAUUUAGUGACGUUUGGAAGCUUUUCAAAUAUUGUUCCCUGUUGCACACUGAAUCAAGUAAAGUUGUAUUCCACAAAUGUUCAGAAAGAAGGACAGGGAUCACAAACUCACAAAAUGGAAAAUGUACCAUCAUUUGAUGAAGCAGCAGAGAAUAUUGGUGCAGAACUGAAAGCUCCACUUAUUAAGCAAGAACCUCUCCAAGUAAGAGUCAAAGCCGUCCUUAAAAAGAGGGAAUAUGGACCAAAGUACACUCAGAAUAAUUUCAUCACUGGAGUCAGAGCAAUGAAUGAGUUCUGCCUCAAAUCCAGUGAUCUAGAACAACUUCGAAAAAUCAGACGACGAAGUCCUCAUGAAGAUACCGAGUCCUUUACUGUAUACUUGAGAUCAGAUGUGGAGACAAAAUCUUUGGAAGUUUGGGGAAGCCCUGAAGCUCUUGCCAGAGAGAAAAAACUUCGUAAGGAAGCAGAAAUAGAAUAUAGAGAAAGGCUAUUUAGAAACCAAAAAAUAUUGAGAGAAUAUAGAGAGUUUCUGGGCAAUACCAAGCCACGCUCUAGACCGACAUCAGUUUUUUUUAAGGGGCCAGGAAAGGUGGUGAUGGUUGCCAUUUGCAUCAAUGGAUUAAACUGUUUCUUCAAAUUUCUUGCCUGGAUUUAUACGGGUUCAGCAAGUAUGUUCUCAGAAGCUAUACACUCUUUAUCUGAUACUUGUAAUCAGGCCUUACUAGCAUUGGGCAUCAGUAAGUCUGUUCAAACACCAGAUCCUACUCAUCCGUAUGGAUUUUCAAAUAUGCGCUAUAUUGCUUCACUAAUCAGUGGUGUUGGUAUUUUCAUGAUGGGUGCAGGAUUAUCUUGGUACCAUGGAGUCAUGGGAUUGCUUAAUCCUCAACCAAUAGAAUCUCUUCUAUGGGCAUACUGUAUUUUAGCAGGAUCAUUAGUAUCUGAAGGAGCAACACUUCUUGUUGCUGUAAAUGAGCUUCGUAGGAGUGCUCGGGCCAAAGGAAUGUCACUGUACAAGUAUGUAAUGGAAAGUCGUGAUCCUAGUACAAAUGUUAUAUUAUUGGAGGAUACUGCAGCAGUGUUGGGAGUGACAAUAGCAGCCACUUGUAUGGGCCUUACUUCUAUAACAGGCAAUCCACUGUAUGACAGCCUAGGUUCUUUGGGUGUGGGCACCUUAUUAGGUGUGGUCUCAGCAUUCCUCAUCUACACUAACACAGAAGCACUCUUAGGGCGAUCCAUCCAGCCAGAACAAGUACAACGGCUUACUGAACUCCUGGAGAACGACCCAUCAGUAAGGGCAAUUCAUGACGUUAAAGCCACAGAUCUAGGAUUAGGGAAAGUAAGAUUUAAGGCAGAAGUAGAUUUUGAUGGACGAGUUGUUACGAGAUCAUAUUUGGAAAAACAAGAUUUUGACCAAAUGCUACAAGAAAUUCAAGAAGUGAAGACUCCUGAAGAACUAGAGACCUUUAUGCUUAAACAUGGAGAAAAUAUUAUUGAUACUUUAGGAGCUGAAGUAGAUAGACUUGAGAAGGAACUGAAAAAACGAAAUCCUGAAGUUCGACAUGUAGAUCUGGAGAUAUUAUAGACUUGAUGGAAUGAAUCACCUUGGAGGGAGCCUUGGAAACAAGUUUGCCAAGACUACUUUCCCACACUGAAGGAGUCAAUGCCAUUCAGAAGCCGUUUUGGGUUUUUUUUUAGGAUGGAGGAAAUAUUUAUGUAAAGAGCAAUUCAACAGUCCACAGAAC